Manis pentadactyla (Chinese pangolin) is the source of this 1963-nucleotide messenger RNA. RefSeq names its product cilia- and flagella-associated protein 52. Lineage: Eukaryota; Metazoa; Chordata; Mammalia; Pholidota; Manidae. The coding region runs from base 41 to 1915 and encodes 624 amino acids. The transcript is spliced from 14 exons. Gene Ontology annotation, molecular function: protein binding. The record is from RefSeq and is a predicted model, not a curated record. Gene Ontology annotation, biological process: cilium assembly.
UGCAUGGGAGGCUGAGGAAAGUGAACUGAGUCUCCGGGUGAUGGAGAAACGAAUUUCGCCCGAUACAAACGUGGCCGAUCUGGAGCUAGAGGCCAUCAUCGGCUUCAAUGGACAUGGGCCCACUGGUCUGAAAUGCCAUCCUGACCAGGAGCAUCUGGUUUACCCUCUGGGCUGCACAGAUCUCUUUCAGGCAAUAAAUACUCAAGAACAGAAUUUCCUGCAUGGACACGGCAACAACAUCUCCUGUGUGACCAUCUCCAAGAGUAGGACAUACAUUGCCUCUGGACAAGUCACAUUCAUAGGCUUCAAGGCAGAUAUCAUUUUGUGGGAUUAUAAGAAAAGGGAGCUGAUUGCUCGGCUGUCACUUCACAAGGGCAAAGUUGAAGAUCUGACCUUUUCACCCAAUGAUUUGUACUUGGUAUCACUAGGAGGCCCAGACGACGGAAGUGUGGUGGUGUGGAGCAUAGCCAAGAGAGAAGCCAUCUGCGGCAGUGCUGCCGCGGGCCUCAAUGUCGGAAACACCACAACAGUGAUCUUCUCGAGGUGCCGGGACGAGAUGUUUGUUACUGCUGGCAAUGGAACAAUUCGAGUAUGGGAACUGGAUCUCCCAAAUAGGAAAAUCUGGCCAACUGAGUGCCAAACAGGACAGACGAAAAGAAUUGUCAUGAGUAUUACAAUGGCCAGUGAUGACAGUUUUUUCUACAUUGGCACCACAACUGGAGAUAUUCUGAAAAUGAACCCAAGGACUAAACUGCUGGUAGACACUGGGCCUGCGAAGGACAAAUUCAGUCUGGUGAUGUCAGCUAUCAAGUGCCUGAAGAUGGGGGGUUUGUUAGUGGGUUCUGGAGCCAGACUGCUGGUCUUCUGUAAAAGUCCCACCUACAAAUCCAUAAGGAAAAUCCAGUUACAAGGUGCCAUCACCUCUAUCACUCUUCAAGGGGAAGGACACCUUUUCAUAGGAACAGAAGAAUCCCGGAUUUAUCGUGUCAACUUCACAGAUUUCAAAGAGACUCUCAUUGCAACUUGUCACUUUGAAGCUGUCCGGGACAUUGUCUUUCCAUUUGGCACUGCUGAGCUGUUUGCCACCUGUGCCAAGAAAGACAUCAGGGUGUGGCACACGCUGUCCAACAGGGAGCUGCUGCGGAUCACUGUACCCAACAUGACCUGCCACAGCAUUGAUUUCAUGAGAGACGGCAAGAGCAUCAUUUCGGGAUGGGACGACGGGAAAAUCCGAGCUUUCGCCCCAGAGACAGGCCGGUUGAUAUAUGUCAUUAACAAUGCCCACAAGACUGGAGUGAUGGCCAUCGCCACCACCAGUGACUGUAAAAGGGUCAUCAGCGGUGGUGGGGAAGGGGAGGUACUGUUCUUAAAGGUGAGGGUGUGGCAGAUAGGCUGCCAGACCCAGAAGCUGGAGGAGGCUCUGAAGGAGCACAAGUCGUCUGUGUCCUGCAUUCGGGUGAAGAAGGACAACGAGCAGUGUGUCACCACCAGCACGGAUGGGACCUGCAUCAUUUGGGACCUUGUGCGUUUUAGGAGGAAUCAGAUGAUCCUGGCCAACACCUUAUUCCAGUGUGUUUGUUACCACCCUGAAGAGUUUCAGAUCAUCACCAGUGGGACAGACAGAAAGGUUGCCUACUGGGAAGUAUUUGAUGGGUCAGUGAUCAGAGAGCUGGAAGGUUCCUUGUCUGGGUCAAUCAAUGGCAUGGAUAUCACACUGGAAGGAGUGCACUUUGUCACAGGUGGUAAUGACCAUCUGGUCAAAGUUUGGGAUUAUAAUGAAGCUGAAGUGACUCACGUCGGGGUGGGACACAGCGGUAACAUUACCCGCAUCCGGAUAAGUCCAGGAAACCAGUACAUUGUUAGUGUAAGUGCCGACGGAGCCAUUCUGAGAUGGAAGUGCCCCUUUGCCUCAUAAGCUGCAGGCACAUCCCGGGUGCCGGGCGCUGCCCACAGUUCUAUUGAA